AUGCACACCUCUGCUUCUCCCAGGCCGUGCAAGCGCCAACGUAUGACGAUCACUCCUCCGUCCACCAUCCAUGAUCCGGAGUCAAUGUCCAUUCUCGACCGUGCUACUCGAGUUCUGUCCAUUGAAGCAACUGCCUUGUCUCAUGUCACCAGAUUGUACCAGACAGAUCCACAUGCCAGAGAGGGGCUCCUUGGAGCGGUCGAAUGCAUCACCAAGUCUCAGGCAGAAGGAGGAAAGGUGAUUGUCUGUGGAGUCGGCAAGAGCGGUCUUGUUGGCAGGAAGACAGUCGCAACGCUGAAGAGCUUGAGCAUCGCGGCCAGUUUCAUGCACGCUGCCGAGGCCGCCCAUGGCGAUCUUGGUGACAUCCGAGAGCACGACGUCCUUUUCUUCAUCUCGUACAGCGGCAAGACCCCCGAACUGAUCAACCUUCUCCCUCACCUACCUCGCAAACUCCAGAUUGUCGCUCUUACCUCCCAAUCGAAGGCAUCCGAAUGCCCACUUCUGAAAGAGCACGAGAAUGGCGUCUUACUUCCCGCGCCUCUAUUCGAGUUGGAAGAAGUCUCAUUCGGUGUUUCAGCACCGACAACAUCAACCACGGUACAAAUUGCCAUCGGCGACAUGCUGGCCCUCACCGUGGCCGACCAGUUGCAUGAGAACAAGGGCAAGACAUUCAAGAAGAACCAUCCUGGAGGAGCCAUCGGUGCUGUGACCAAGGCGUCGGCAGAGGCCAUUGCCGACGCUUACCAGCAACCAAUUACAACUCUCGACAUUGUUCCUCUCGAGUUGCCAUCUCCGAGCAUUUCCGCACAGAGCGACAGCUGA
Molecule: messenger RNA, 822 nt
Organism: Aureobasidium pullulans EXF-150
Lineage: Eukaryota; Fungi; Ascomycota; Dothideomycetes; Dothideales; Saccotheciaceae
Product: SIS domain-containing protein
Exons: 2
Coding region: 1-822 (273 amino acids)
Biological process (GO): carbohydrate derivative metabolic process
Molecular function (GO): carbohydrate derivative binding
Source: RefSeq, a predicted model, not a curated record